AUGACAUCACUGACAUCUCCCAAAUUUAAAGGAACACUUAAAGCACGGCAGAUUGCAAUUCCCCCCCCCCCCCACACCUCCUCCAGUGAGGAGAUUACUAAGGAAAGGCCUCCGGGUGCACAGCCAAAUGACAUCAACGAUUCGACUGGUGUCCAGCAAAGACUCAGCCAAACCAGCGAUCGAGCGGCGCGCGGGGCCACCACCGGGGCCCACGCAACCGUGGCCGGGGCGUCCAGCUGGCGGCCUCGCGCGCUAUUCCGGACCGGCCUUUGCAUCCAUCACCCCCGGAUGGCACGUUCCAGUGCGGACAGCGAAAGGACCGGGAGGAGACAGCAGCCCAGACCCAGCGGGAGCGCCGCGCCCUGCCGGGAGAGACGCCCCGCGCUCGCCGGGGUGGAGGGGGGAGGAGAACCGGAGCCGGUGACCCGCGGCGCCCACAGGGUCCGGAGCGGAGCCCGCAAUGCAGACGGCGCCCUCGCCCUCCUCCCCCUUUCCCCACCCCGGUGCCCUCCACCCCGACCUCGGCGCCCAGCCGGCCUCGGGAGCCGCUCCGCCGCGGAGCCCGGGACCCGGAGUAGCGGGGCGGGGGGGGGGGGACCCCGCGCGCCGGCCCGGGCGCACCUGCCCGGUCCGCGGGCCCGGCCCGGCCCCGCCGCCCGCCCGCCCGCCGGCCGGCAGCACCGCGGCCAGCGCCGCCUCACCUGCCGCGCCGCGCCGCUCCGCCCGGCUCGUCCGCAGCGCCGCAGUCGCUGCUACCCGACUUCCAUUUUCUCUCGCUUUAAAGGAAGAACCCCCCCCCGCCCCCUAGAUCAGCUGUUUCUCGCUCUCUCGCUCGCUCGCUCGCGCCCGGGCUCGCGGCGGCCCCCUCCUCAGCUGCCGCUCGCGGUCCCCGAGAGGGGGGGGGGUAGGGGGGCGGCCUCUCCCUCCCCCGCCUCCUCCCGCGCGCCGCUCCGCCCCUCGCGCCCCUCAGCUCCGCCCGAGGCCGCGCGCAGCGCCCGCCUCCCGGCUCCGCCCCCUGACGUCACCGGCCCCAGCCGCGCCGCCCCGCCUUCGCCCGCCCCUCCCACGUGA
Molecule: messenger RNA, 1071 nt
Organism: Dipodomys spectabilis (banner-tailed kangaroo rat)
Lineage: Eukaryota; Metazoa; Chordata; Mammalia; Rodentia; Heteromyidae
Product: basic proline-rich protein-like
Exons: 2
Coding region: 1-1071 (356 amino acids)
Source: RefSeq, a predicted model, not a curated record